AAGGUACGGUCCACCAGUAUAAAAGUGAGGAGGCUGUGGUGGUUGGGAGGCUUGAGAGAAGAGAAGCACAGCUCCCAAACACAGCUCCAGAACGUAGCUCCUGGCGUGGGCCCGAGUUUUAAGGGUAUAGCCAGGAAGGCAGUUAGAGUGAAUUCUUUUGUUGUGUAUUACUUUGAUUCUUUUGAGAAGUGAGUUCUUUUUGAUAUUAUUUUUUCUUUUUUUGCUUACUUUUCUCUUUCUGGUUGCCCAAUGUGAAUUUUUACAUUGGAGUUUCUGAGCAAGAUUCUCAUUUUCACAUUCUCACCCUCACACACGUCUUAUUUUUUGUUGGUGAAUUUUCGGGCAGUUCUUCUGAACGUGGUUUGAAGAGUUGGAAGAAGCUGAAGAACAAAUGGAAUCAGAUGAAAUGUGAAGCUGUGAGUCAGUGGACUCUACUGUGUCUACUGCCACUUCUACUAAAUUCAUCCACAAUCCUCCUCCCACUUCCCUUACUCUGUUGCCAUGGUGACGACCGUCCACCAGAGGAGUAAAAACAAACCUGUUUCGAGGUGUGUUGGCCGUUGAACGUGGCAGUGAUGCAGGUCUGUGUCGCUUCUCUGUGACCCUGUCUGAUUAUCAGCUGGCCUCCUGUGGGGCCAGAGCCGCAGGUUGAAUAACAGAGUUGUCUCCUCGUUAGAGAUCCACCUCUGCCUGAGAGCAGUGAGACAGCUGAUCAGGAAUCUGCUUAUCACACAGCAGGUGUGUGUGUGUGUGAAGCCGUGCACAGAGAGUGAGAGUUAGAGGAGGUGAGUUUUCAGAGCGACGCUCUGCUCUGGUAACGUCUGGUAGCUUGACCUCAUCACAGUGUUACCAUGACAACGGCUCUUCUUUAAUCAGGGCUCUGCUCUCAGCAACCUGCGACUUCCUGUCAUUGUUCACACACUUCCUCCAGGAAGCAUCUGGGUCAAAAUGACAACAAUUACUCUCCUUUUCCACUGUUUGUUCAGAGACAAGAAAUCUGUGUGUGUGUGUGUGUGUGUUGAUUCCAGUUUCUCGCUGUCCGUCCCUGCGUCUGCCAGGACUCAAACCGUGGAACCUCCUCCAGGACGUCGACGCUUUCUUCAGCUUUUCUUCAGCUUUUCUUCAGUUUUCUUCAGUUUUCCUCUGUGGGAUCAAUAAAGUUGAUCUGAUUUGAUCUUAAUUUCAUUCAGAAUCAGUUUUGGUACAAAAACUAAGUCAGUUUUCUCUCACACUGAGCAACAGCAGCGUUUCUCCGGAGGAAACCAGCGGGCCGUAUCAAGACAAAGCACACUUCCUGUCUUGGGGGGGGGGGGGGGGGGUGAAUGGGCGGUGAAUGGGUGGUGAGGGCAAUAAGUCUUUCAACAGAGCAACUCUGGAGGAAAACCAGCAGAAACUGGGAAAGAAGAGAAGAAACUGGGAAGAUAGCGAGUGGAAAGACGACAAGAAAAGGAGAAACUGAAGGAGGAGAAGACAAAAGUGUUUGACAGAAGAUUCGGGUGCGAACAGAAACAAACCUCGUGCUUCUCACUGUUCUGACACAGAACCAUCAUCAGGGGAGGAAUCACAGAAGAUGGCACUUUGGUUCAGCUCCUGUUGGAUCUACCUUUGGAUCAUCGUCCUACCCAGAAUAGUCUCUGCUGACUCGGCUUCACCUCCACACUACUCCAUCCACCGCACCCAUGUCAGUUUUGACCAGGCCAUGGAGGGCUGUUCCCCAGGUGUCCUUACCACUCUGGCCACCGAGCAGGAGGUUGCUAACGUCUUAAGGCUCAUCUCGGAGACCGCGUUGCCUCAGAAUGAAUUCACCUUCUGGGUUGGGCUGAGGAAAGCCAAAAAUGAGUGCGUGGUAACCACGCUGCCGCUGAGAGGCUUCAAGUGGCUGGAAGAUGGCAGUGAGGAGUCACAGGUGAGUCGCUGGGUAAAGGAGCCGGCGGACACCUGCACAACUACUCGCUGCGCAGUUCUAAAGGGGGAGUUGGAUGGUUUGACAGUGACCAGCUGGGGUCUAAUUCCAGUCACCUGUAAGAACACUUACCAGUUCAUCUGUAAAUUGAGACAUGAACAGAGAAGACAGACGUUUAAGGACAUAAAGUCCACGAUUGAACCUGUAACACUGGAACCACCAACAGAAACCAAUCUAACACGUAAAACCAAACCUGAACUGCAGGGACCUGAUCCUGGACCUGGCUCUAAACCGGAGCCAGGGUGGCACUCAUGUCAGCCCCUCCGUAUGCCCGAGGCCCGCUUCCUCAUUCCGGACCCGGACAACAGCAGCAGGAUCCGGGUUGAAUGCUGGUCCUCUGUCCAGCUGGAGAUCCACUGCUGGGGUCAGCCCGCUGCGUGGCGUCUACUGAAUGAUUCCCCCGUCAACUUCACCACUGUCUGCCAGCCGUGCAGCGACGGCUUCCAGAAAGACGCUUUUGGAAACUGUGUGGACAUUGAUGAGUGCAGCGUCAGCGCCGCCUGCAGCCACACCUGUCUGAACACAGAGGGCUCCUACAGGUGCAUCUGCUCCGACAAGAAUGGGGACCACCAUGACGAGGGCUCCCUGGCGUGCACGGUGAUGGCUGAUGACAGAGGCUCCCUGUCGGGCAUCCUGGUCCCAGUGCUGGUUUCUGUGGUGGCACUGGUUGUGCUGGUGAUGUUUGUCGUAGUGAUGGUGAAGUGCUGCCUGAUGAGACGGUCAAAGAUGGACGGCCAGGAUUCCUUCUCAUCAGCCAAUGAAAAGACAGCAACAUGAGGAAGCAGAGCUGUGACUGGUCGAAGAGAGAUCACCAUAAUCAUGUGGCAGGUGAAAGAAUUGUCUCCAAAAUGACUCAAAUUUUACAGGUAGAUAUAAAAAGGUUAUUUUUAAGUUUAAAAUCUUUUUAUAUAAAUCAGAUUUUCUGAAAAAAAGAAAAUAUUUUACAGUUAUUUUGUUUCUGAAGCAGAGAAACUGAAACUGGAGACAAACCUGUUUCAUCUGUGACUUUUAUUUUAAAAUCGAGGUUUUUUUAAAGUGCAUCGUGCAAAAGUAACUUUAAAGGAGCAGUGUGUAAGAUUUAGUGGCACCUAGUGGUGAGGCUGCAGAUUGCAACCAGCAGAAUCCCCCCCCCCUCACCCUCUCACCCGCCCUCUCUGGUCUGGGUUACUGUAGAAACAUGGUGAGCUCCAUCGACCUGCUCUCUGUGUAGAUACGAAGGGUUGAUUGUACGUUAACUAAAACACAACCCUCAUUAGUUUCAGGUGAUCACACAGUAAUAACAUCAUCAUGACUAUUAUGUUCCAUAGAUACCCCUCAGUCCUACACUCUAGCCCUUUAAUUAACAAAUCAUACAUUAAAUUAUUAUUUAGAAAGUCUUCAGUCUUAAAAGUCCAGAGUAAAUGAAGGUGGACAAAGUCGACAAAUCUGGUAAAAAGGGAUUUUUCUCUGAAAAUAAAAAGAUAAAUGUCCAUUGGAAUCUGAUGUUUUUCUGUUUCUGUAUGAGUUUUAAUGUUUUAGGAAAAUGAAACUGACAUAACUUUAUUAAAGGGAGGAAAUUAGAUUUGCUGUUUAAAUGAGAUGCUGGAAUUUUUACAUUUUAAGGAGGAGAGGAGGAGAAGGAUAUGCAGCAUAUAGGACAUGAUACAGACAGGAAGUGGACGAUGUUAGAGGGACAGCAUUCAGAUCCCAGAACAGUUAGUGGAUCCUGUCCUCAGCAGGUUACAGCUGUGAUAGGAAACAGAGCACAGGAGCAAACAGCUG
Molecule: messenger RNA, 3724 nt
Organism: Toxotes jaculatrix (banded archerfish)
Lineage: Eukaryota; Metazoa; Chordata; Actinopteri; Toxotidae
Gene: clec14a
Product: C-type lectin domain containing 14A
Exons: 2
Coding region: 1571-2740 (389 amino acids)
Biological process (GO): positive regulation of axonogenesis
Cellular component (GO): cytoplasm
Molecular function (GO): calcium ion binding
Source: RefSeq, a predicted model, not a curated record